Messenger RNA from Podarcis lilfordi (Lilford's wall lizard), 23507 nucleotides. Lineage: Eukaryota; Metazoa; Chordata; Lepidosauria; Squamata; Lacertidae. The record is from the annotation of a GenBank genome assembly.
CCCUCAGGCCGGGGAGAGAUCACGGGAGGCAGGGGCGGAAGUGGAGAGGUGGGGAAAGGGACGGUGGUCGUCGUCUCCUAGCGAAGGCGGGAAUCGGGCAGGUCUCCUCCUAGUAGUAGCGGAGGAGGAGGAGCAGCAGCUUCGGCGGGAGCGCCGGCCUUCUGCAAAAGCUGACCCCCAGCCAGCAUGGACCGCUACACUUCGCAGAGGCUGGCCUCCCUGGCCCUGCGGGAGCUGUGCACGUCGGGGGGCUGCCUGCGCCAGGACGAGCUAUGCCGGCGCGUGGCCCUCGGCGUGAGCGCGGAGCUCCUGGGCCCGCUGUUCCAGGACGCGCGCAAGUUCACGGUGGUGACCCGGGAGGAGGCCCCCUCGGCGGCCGAAGGAGGAGGAGAAGAUGGAGAUGCCCAGGUCGUGGUGGCCACCACCGGGGCGCGGCUGUGCCCGGAGCACGGCAGCGGGAAGUGCCAGGGCCACUGCCGGCAGCUGCACGUCUGCCGCUACUUCGUGGGCGGCGGGUGCCGUAACCUGGACGGCAGGUAAGGCCGGCGGAGACCCCCUUCAACCCCCCCCCAAAAAAUGCUUCAUCGCCGGCGUGUUUGUUCGGAAGCAAGACGCACCCCUCGAGUUAAUGGGGUGCUUGUUUUCUUACUCCAUAGGGAGCGUCGUCUAGGAUUGCCGUGGGUGGGGAGCGGAGGGUUACUAUUGAGGAAGGGCGUCGUGCAAGCGGGGCAGCGACCCCACUCCCGCAAAAACUAGGGUUGCUAUUGAAUGAGCUUUGUUCGGACUUGCUUCCGGGUAAACUUUUGCGCCCAGGGUCGGGACUGCAAGAGAAUUGCGGUGCGUGGACGGGGGAAGCUGAACCGGUUUGUAGAUCCCGAGCCGUGUAGCUGGAUUGGGGCGGGGCGAGGGAAGUGCCGGGCAGCCCCGAGUUGUUGUUCAAGAGUGAAUGUUUGAGCUGUGGGGGGCGAGACUCCUCCGUCCAUCUUCCCCGACUUUUAAGUGUGGGGCGGAGCUUCUCUUGCUACCAUUGUUCGAAGUCCCAGGCUCUAGUGUAUGUGGACGUGUAAGGAAGUACGUACGGUUUUAAACGUUCCCUUUUUUGCAUUCUGUUAGUAUGUGCCAUGGAAAUAAGUUGAGUUUACCUUCUGUAGAGGGUUGCAUAAUUUUGAAGAGACAAAAAGAGGACACAUUUGCCGACUUUCACUUUUUACUUUCAUGGAACACCAUGAAAAGGAGUGCGUGUCCUGUAAAAAGAGGACAUAUAGCAACCCAUAUGUGAACAUAUUUUUACCAAAAGCAAACUUUUGAAAGAGGAUGGCUUUCUUCUUCUUUUUGCCAGUAUGCAAAUCAUUCAGGUAAAAAUUAAAUUUGGUGGUCUCUGGUAAGGUGUCUUUGCCAUUUUAAUUUAAUUUUUAAAUGGAUUUAUUUUGCUUGCUUUUGUUAUGCCCAAUUCCCAAAGACUUAAACGACCAAUCAAAGGACAGUUUGUGAUUCUUGCUGCCAUUAGUUUUACAGUACAUCAUGUUUGCAUACUAUUAUUAAUGUCUUUUUCUCUAGACGGGACUCAAGGCAACUGAUAGAUAAAAAUGAGAACUAUUGAAAACGUAGGAAAAACCCUCAAAACCCUAGCAGGUUCCUAUAAGGGAAUGCAGUCUUUCAGAUAGUUUGGAGCUAAGCUGUAUACAAGUACUAAUACAUAGUAAAGCAAAUUAUAACUUUGGAGUUCAUGAGUGUUGUUUGUGACUGUUAAAACUACCCCCAUCUAUCUUUCUUUCACCUAUGUUUUUACCUCCUUGCUCAGGAGAUCUUAAAACAUACUGUGAACUCGUUUUCCAUGUUAGUUUGUUGCAGCAAAAACAACAGCCUUGCAAUGUCUUUUAAAAAAUUAUAUAAAUUAUAUAAUUAUAUUUAAAUUAUAUAAGCCUUUGUGAAUACAGUCCACUUCAUUUUGCUUGAACUCAUGUGACACUGCUUGCUUUCUCCAUUCAUUUGUCCUGUCCUAAUCAUGCACUUCUGCUUUUUCAGGCAUCUCUUGAAUUUCAAGAUGAUGAAACUUGAUAAAUUGGGCUUUAAAAAACAGAACCCAUAGUUUUACCUUCAACCUGUUUUUAACUUAAGACUUUUAAAAUUUUGGUGUAUAUUUUUUGUUCUGUGGAAACCCAUUUAGAGGUUUCAGCAAUUAAGCUGUAUAUAAAUUAAAAUAUGUAUAUAUUUUCCAAAUUGCUGUUGGACAAAGAUUGCUGGAACUGUAGUCCUAUAUGUACUUACCUGGGAGUAAGCCCCAAUAAACACGUUGAUAUUUAUUCCAAGUAAACCUGCAUAGAAUUGGGCUGCAUGAUUACCUUUGGCUAUGAACAACAUGCAGCUUCAGUUCAUCUUUGAUGGUAAAAGCAGAAUGCUAUUACAAGCAUGUUUAAUGUUUUCGAAAUUUACAGGAAGCCAUGCAAGUUCAUCCAUGACUUUCAUUCACCCCAUAACCUCCCUGUCCUAAAAGAGCAUGGGCUCGAAAGCUUAAAGGAUGAUGAAUUGUGUCAGCUUCUGCUUCAGAAUGAUGCUUCACUCUUACCUGAGGUGAGGACUUUCACUCGUGAAUGAUGAGACUUUUAAUGAAUCUCUAAACAACCAGUGAGCAUACCAGAUAUCUGGACCUUUGGACCCUUCAGGAACUUGAUUAGAGAACUCCAGCUUGUACUUCCGUUAAUUUAUUUUAAAUGAAAGUGAUUAAACCAUGUAGCUGCGGUGUUCAAGCAGCUAUUGUAAACUUGAGAUAGCCAUUAUAAUGUGUGAGCAAAACCAACCAGCAUGUUGUGAGUUGAGCUCAAUGUGUUUCUUUCCUGGUGCAAGGAAUGUGCUUUUUGCUUGGCUUAGAGAGAUAAGGAAAAGGUUACAAUAUGCCCUGCCUAAAGCAUUGCAAGAAUGCGAUGAAACCCCUCUUUAAUGAUUUGUAUGUGUAUGCAUCCCCCACAUUCUUGAAAAGGAUAUGUCAGUUAUUUGUGUGUUACUACAGCCUUGCAAGUACAGUGGUACCUUGGCUUAAGUACUUAAUUCGUUCUGGAGGUCCGUUCUUAACCUGAAACUGUUCUUAACCUGAAGCACCACUUUAGCUAAUGGGGCCUGCCGCUGCACGAUUUCUGUUCUCAUCCUGAAGCAAAGUUCUUAACCUGAGGUACUAUUUCUGGGUUAGCAGAGUCUGUAACCUGAAGCGUAUGUAACCUGAGGCGUUUGUAACCUGCGGUACCACUGUAAGUCCUUCAGAAAUUACUAGUGCAAAUGCAUGCCUCUUUGUUGGUUAUUUUUGGUUCCAAAUGGAAGGAGCAUGUUUGGUAAAUCUUCACUGCCUGAUUGUCUUUAUAGGCAAUUGGCUGUUUACAAGGUUUGUUGUUACUUAAGUUAGUUCUGCAGCUUAUGAUAUUUCUGAUGUGCUGGAGAUGUUCUCCACUUCAGAGUGGUGGAAUACAGUGAAGAAGUCUUCACAAUUGCUUCCUUGCACCUGUUUGGCACUUCAAUGGCAUCCAGUUGACCACUGUGAGAACAGGAUACUGGCUUCGAUGGGCCACUGGCUUGAUGCAGCAGGCUCUUUCUAUGCUAGUUAAAAAAAAUUUUUCAUUAGGGCAUUCAGUGGCCUUAAAUUGAAUUUAGUUGAUCUCUGCUAUUAUGGCUGGUUCUCUUUUGUUCAUUUUUAAGCGGUUUGUUUAUUUUAUUUCUAUACAUUUCUGCCCAACAGCAAGUCAAGGAAAUGUACAAGAAGAUGAAAAAUUAAGGCAGAUUUAAGAUUAUAAUACCUUGAGUUCAAGCACCAGUAGUAAAGGCGAAUGCUGGGUUGCCUUGAAAAACCAUACUGAAAUUAUGAGUGGAAAAUAAAUAAUAAAUAAGUUUAUGGCUCAAGGGCCUCGGUGUAGCUGGAUUUCUCAUAAUGAGAAGUAGUUAAGAGUCAUUGGACGUGUUGUGUGUUUGAUAAUGAAACAAUGGUUGGGGAACAGCUGUCGCUCAGGGUAGAGCACCAGCAUUUUAUACAGAAGGUCCCAUGUUCGAUCCCCAGCAGCUUCAGGUAGGUCUGGGAAUGUUUCCUGUCUGAAAUCCUGGAGAGUUGCUAGGCAGUACUUUGUGAGAAGGACCAAUGGUCAGACUCUAUAUAAGAUGUAUUAAUUGCCACAGGAUGCUAUAAUGGGCUUUGCCAUGAAUAUUUGGAGGAAAUGGGUCUGCAAGUGCUUACUUCUUAGCAGCAAUAGCUGGGAAUGAAAUGGCCAUGAUUGGAGGCAGUGUGUACCUGGAGCUGAUGUCAGUUGCCAUCUUGCCUUGGGAACUUUCUUGAAAUCUCACUGGCUAUUUAGUCCAAGACAGGGUGCUGGCUAAAAUAUGCCGCUCUUGUAAUCCAAUUACUUCCAUGUGUUUUAAUGAUUUUAUGUAUUGUGGAUGUAGAUUCUAAAGUUUUUGGUGCAAACUGCAGUGUUUUCAGGUGUGUUGUCAUUGUUCUGAUGGGGAAAUAAAAUAAGUAAGUUGGAAUGGAAGGCAAAGAUUGGCACCUGUGGCAUGUCAUCUCUGCUUCACAUUUGCUCAAAAGUAGAGGAAAAAUCAUCUUGGGGGUUAAGCCAGAGGGCCCUUGUUUCAUUUUAGUAAUACAGUGCUAUUUUUCUAGAAAAAGUGGUGGUGGAACUCACCAUGAACACCUCCCCUGUUCUCUUAGAAUGGCAAUGGUGCCCACCUGAGAGGUGUCACAACUGAGUUCUGGCUGGGAAAAAAAGCCUUGGUAAUAGAGAUGUGAAGCCUCCACCCCCCCCCCCAAAAAAAAACCCUGGGUUGGAGAAAAAUUUAAUCCACCCUUUCCAAGACUUCACAUUUCUAGUAACAAGUAUUCUGUUACAGAACAUCAGUAAUGAAAGUUAUCUAAUUUUGCCUGGCAGCAAGGGAUAAAACUCUGCAGCUUGCUUCCUCUUAGGGCGUAGGCAGUGUUUGAAACAGAUAUAUAAGCUAAUUGCCAAAUGGCAGCUUAAACCUAGGUUAUGGUCGUUGCAAUGGAAUGUCUAGGCACCCUUUUUUACCAUGAAAUUCAUUAUUUAUUAUCAAAGCAGUAUACAACACAUUAAAACAUCAAAUAAAACAAUCCAGAAUAAAAAAAUUCAAGCUUCAAUGAAGAUAUUUCAGAUCCUUCUCUAAGUGACAUUUUGCCUUCCCCAUAUCUAUAUACCUACUUAAUUUAUAGAGCUGCCCCAUAGCAGAUGUGCCCUAGGAAGCCAGUGUGGUGUAGUGGUUAGAGGAAGGGUCAGCAACCUUUUUCAGCCGCGGGCCGGUCCACCGUCCCUCAGUCCAUGUGGUGGGCUGGACUAUAUUUUUUUGGGGAAAUGAACAAAUUCCUAUGCCCCACAAAUUAUCCAGAGAUGCAUUUUAAAUAAAAGGACACAUUCUACUCAUGUAAAAAUACGCUGAUUCCUGGACCAUCCGCGGGCCAGAUUGAGAAGGCGAUUGGGCCACAUCCGGCCCACAGGCCUUAGUUUGCCUACCCCUGGGUUAGAGUGUCGGACUAGGACCUGGGAGAUCAGGGUUCAAAUCCCCACUCAGUCAUGAGGCUCACUGGGUGACUUGGGGCCAGUCACAGCCUCUUAAUCUACCUCACAGGGUUAUUGUAGGAAUUAACUGAAGAGAGGGGUGAACCAUGUGCUCCUUGGAGAAAAAAGUGGGAAAUAAAUGCAAUUUCUCAUCUGCUUACCUGCAUAAGAAAGCUGGAAAGGCCAGCCAGAUGGAGAUGUCCAUUGUCAACCUGGCGUCCAGAGAUCUCCUGGGGGAAGAUCUCCUGGGGGUGGUGCCUGGGGGAAUUUUGGAACACUGGGCGCAUGUGUAUGACGGAGUAAUACUGACACAACUGAAGGCCACAACUGAAAAGUCACCAUGUUGGCAACUAGAUUUGUAAUUCUUAACAUACUGGGCCAGUACGAUAGGUUGGUAAUGACACACAUGGCAGCCCCCAUGACUGCUGAUUCUAGACACAGAAAGGAUGAGUCCAAGAAAGCCAAGUUACUUAUUGCUCAAAAGCUUUCCUCCUCAGAUUUUGAGAAUUAAUCAUUCCUAAUACUAAAUCAUAGCUUCUAACGCCUGAGCACAUGAAGCCAAAACAGCACCACCCAUGCACAAGAAAAAGUUAUGAGCAGACUUGAGGUUAUCCCCAAGGUUUCCAGUUAUGCAAAGAACCUUUGGGCAGGGGGCCCAUUAUAACUCAUUGGCAUGGAAUGUUGGCUGACUAAGUUGGGAUGUGGAGACUGACAGCCAAGUGGGAGGAAGUAUAGAAUGAAGAGACAGGAAAGGGAGGAGACACUCCAAAGCAGGCCAAUAAGGACUGAGCAUGUUCAGUGAGUGCUGUGACAAGACAGAAAACAGAUAUGAAUAGAAUAGAGUGCUGGAGCUCUGAACAAAGUCACUCCACGCUGCAGCAGUUUUGUUACAGGGCCACAUUUGCGUUUCUCUUGCUGCUUGAAAACAUUUAGGCAUUGCUAGUCCUGUGUUUACAUCUUACUCUAGUCUAUUUGCUUUAAAUGAAUUUAUGUGUCUUGAUUUUUUCCCCUUCUCCUUUUUGUUGUUGUUAGAUAUGUCCAUACUAUAACAAAGGGGGUGGGCCCUAUGGAUCUUGCACCUUUAAGAAGAUCUGUGUCAAACUCCACAUUUGUCAGUACUACCUCCAAGGAGAGUGCAGGUUUGGGAGUACCUGCAAGCGCUCACAUGACAUUGCUAAUUCGGAGUGUUACGAGAAGCUGGAGAAGCGAGGAAUGAGCCACGCCACGAUCACCAAAAUUCCCUUGAUCUACAGGAAUGCAUAUGACAUCAAAAAUAGCUCAGCAGCAUCAACUAGCAGAGGUAGAGUGCUUCAUUCUCUUUUAUAACACUAUAGAAAUCGCCAAUAUUGCUAGUACAGUAGCUGCUACUCACUGUGAACGUCAGGAACAGAAGGUUUAUAAUUAUUAUAAUUAUAAUUGUAUUAUUUAUACCCUGCCCAUCUGACAGGGUUUCCCCAGCCAGAUCAAUAUAGCAGUACUGUAAAUAUAUUGAUAAUCUUUUGCCCAGUGAAGGAGAUGGGGAGGCAGGGUCUGUAGCUCCUGCACUGCGAGUUUUAAGAGCUAUUUUGGCUUGCCUUCUAAGAAAGGAGAAGAGAACCUUUCAGAUAAAAUAGUGGGGCCAUGUGACCAAUUAUUAAGUUGGCCAGCAGUUUGGAAUUGUGAACAUAGGAAGCUGAGUUGUACAGGAAGAAUAAACAAUAAAAUGAGUAAAAUAAAUAUGGCAUAAUAGUUGGAGACAGAACACUGGUCUGUUUCAGCUAAUUGGCCUUUUUCACAUCAAAGUAAUCUAGAGUCCUUGGGAAGAGUUUUAACAACAAAACUUCUUUGUGGGCUAUAGCCAGUUUCUUUAAAUGCACCUCUGACUGAUAAAAGCUCAUUAACCAGAGCAGCUGCUUUCAUCAUGAAUUCUUCAUUGUGAACAUGACCUAAUGUUAUAUAUCAUACACUUUUUCAAAAUAUGCAAGAAAUACCCUUAUAAAGGACGCAAAUAGGAAAUUUCACCCAUUACAUUCUCCCACUCUUCCCAGGGCUAGAACAGCAUAACCACUACUUUCAUGAAACAUAAUUUGUAAUAGCUGUGAACCUGCUACCUCCUGUGACUAAUUAUUAGUAAUUGGAAACAGAUGUUACAAUAAUGCAGAUUGGUCAGACUUACUGUUGAGUCCUUUAGGAUUUACAGAGCUCAAAAGUAGAAACCCGGUAUGCCUCACAUUUACGUAAUGUUACAUGGGGAUCUUGCCCUUUGUACAAAGACCUGUGUACUUGUUCUGUAGCAAAAAAAAUCUUUUUAACUCCUCAGGAGUAGGCUUGCAUUAAUUAAUUGGGCUUCCAUGAUGUGUGCAGAGAUUUUGCUUUGAUGCUCACAGAGCAAACAUUCUAGUCUCUUCUGGUUUGUCCUAUAUACGUUAAAGGACAAGGACAUAAUAAGAUGUAUAACAUGAACUGAUUGGCCAAUAGUGGAACUUUUCGAUACAAACCUGCCAUCUACAGAAUUGAAUGCAUUGUUUAAGUUGCAAUGGUUGUGCACAAUAUGAACAACUGCCUCAAUUAAAAUGUCCAGUAGGCAUGACUAUUAUUCAAGCACUGACUUGAGGAAGACAGCUCUUAACUGGGUUUUCAGAUCUCGAAGUACUCAGGAACCCAGAGCAGUCAAGACGUUUAUUUGCUAAAUUUAUAUACCGCUCUUCAUCUGAAAAUCUCAGGGUGGGUCACGACAUAAAAAUACAAAAAGAGAACCCAAAAUACAUGAUAAAAUAAAAACAAACCAAUAACCCCCUUCCCACAAACACAUUAAAAAAGCCAUACAGUGUUCAUCAGUCAAAGGUUAUACAGAAAUGUUUUCACCUGUCACCUAAAGAUAUGUCAUGAUACUAAGAAUAUGCAAACAAAACAAAAUGUUGGAAGAAGUAUUCAUCAUACCAGUUGAAGAUUACAUGCAAUAAUUUUGGGUUUACUUAUAAAGCCUGCAACCCACUUGCACGGGCUUUGCAGUCCAAUUACCGGGUGCAGUCCGUAGGUUGUGAAACACUGAGCUAGAGUCUGUGUUUUCCUGCUUUCUCAGAAAGAAAAUUGAGCAGCGGUCAGGUACCAUCAACCACAAACAGCAGCGAAGAUUCAGAUUUUAUAUGCUUAUACCACAUUAGGAAAAGUUGUAGCUUUCAAGGUAAGUGUAAUAAAACCUGUGGUGGGUUCUAUCAAGCUUUUCUUUUGCAUGUGUGUGUAUGUAUCGCUGUCCGUCCCCCGUCCCCCCUUGUUUUUAUGCACUUUCAAACUUUGCAAAAAUGACCUAUUGCCAUCAUUCCCUAAGAAAUUAUGAUUUAAGCUUUAUUAUUUAUUUCGCCUUGAGCCACUUGAAAAAUAAUGUCGGCUAGUUUGCUAGCCUCUCUCUUUUACUUGCCCCUGCCUGCAACAGAUGUACUUUGAAGAAGAUCCCUUUACUUUAUUCUGCGCUUGAGCAUAUGAAUUGACUGGUGUCUCUUAAAUGACCCAACAUGGACUGUAUGCAAUAAAGAUUCCCCUUUUGCCGGGGUAUCUCUGGCCCACAAGCCAAUAUUGGCCCACCAGGGGAGUCCAGUUUGGCCCAUGAGGCCAUUUCUCCUCCAACCAUGCCAGCGUUUAAAUCAUCUGAUGUCAAUGUGUGUCAUUAGAUACUGGCUGGGAAGGCAAGUCUCAGUCCUGCUGGGUGCUGGUUUGCUAGCACAUUGCCUGUGAAGCAGGCCCUGGCAUAUGGCAAGAUGAAUGAAACCCUUCAUCAGAGAGUACAGUAUUGCUGGAUGCUGCUUUGCCAGUGUGUUACCCCAUGAUGUCAGAUGAUUGACGUAUGGGUGGCCCCACUCACAUGUCAUUGUUGACCCACAGAGUGACGGCAGACAAAGAUCUGACCAGCUUGGUGGAAGAGGUCUCCCAUCCAUUUGUGAUGGGAAAGUAUUAUUUGCAAAUAUUUAAGCAUCCUUGCUAUUCUGUUUUCUACCGUGUUGAUUUAUUAAGUGUUUACUAAACUUAUUAGUUUACUUUUGGGGCUUAACCCCCCCCCCCAUGUUAAUGGCCCAAAUUAAGACCUUGUCAUACCAACUGCUCAGUAUUCUCAGUAGAGAGGUUACGAUAAGUAAAAUGUUUGAAUGUUGAAUGUGUAAGUUUAUGUCUAGAGCAGCGUUUCCCAAACUUGGGUCUCCAGCUGUGUUUUUGGACUACAAUUCCCAUCAUCCUUGCAACUGGUCCUACUAGCUAGGGAUGCUGGGAACUAUAGUCCAAAAAAACAGCUGGAGACCCAAGUUUGGGAAACACUGGCUUAGAGGUCAUUAGAUGUACUACUGGAUGUUUAAUGGUUCUUGUAUUUUUAUUUGUUUAAAAACAAAACAAAAGUUUCAAAAAAAAUUCCCUCUCUCAAACCAACUUUAAAUAAAAAUGUGCAGCUCUUCUGUUGCUCCUACAGUAGCAUUAAGUUUCUGCACUUCAGCACCAUAUUGUAAAUGGCUGGCUGUUAGAUUAACUGCAAGCUGACUAAGCUGCCCAUAUGACUCACUUCAAAGUAGGCUGGCUGAAUUCUCAGCAGGCAUCAGUAGAAUCAAUUCUGAUAGAGACAGGGAAGUAUUAAUACCUUUAUACUGGCAGGGCUACAUCGGGACUAUCAUGCCAUCAGCAACCAUUGCACCCACCUGGCUGCUUUGGAAGGUGAGCCAGCAAGACCCUCUCCCAGAACUGCUCCAGCCAUUCCACGCAGUUGUUAUGUAACUGGUUUAGGCAAUAUCUUCAGCCUGAUCUGGCUCAUGUGUAGCAAUGGGGGAGUAUAAACCUGUCCUCCCCUCCCCCUUGGUCCAUCUGGAGAUGGCAUGUUCCUAGUAGUCCUAAAAUCCAAAUGCUUUUACCUGUGCAUAAUAUAACCUGUAGGCCAGUUUCGGGUGUGCUGUCCUACAUUCCAUGCCAUGAACAAGGUCCAGAUGAUAGGUGCUUACCUUCCUCUUCCCUUGCUGUUCCUUUUUCCUUUUGAGUCAUGUCUCUUGGCUUGCAAUCCAUUAUUUUAAAUUGCAAACCACCUUGAGUGCUUGAGUACACCAUAUGAAUGUAGUAACUUUAAAUGACAAAUGUCUCGGUUGUAGUUGCAUGUUUAGUAUGAACGUAGAUUAAUCAAUCCUAAGUGAGCCUUGGAUUUGCAGGCUUCCCUCUCCUCAACUGGAUGGAGACAACUGGUUAAAUGGAAAAUUCUGAACGCCUUGUCCCAGCUUUCUCCUUGCAAGCAUUUGUGGUUUGCUUCACAUCCUGUGUGUUUAGCACCAGCCCCUCAGUGUUUCUUCUGUAAAGCCCAUGGGUUUUAACACAACUUGGUUUUAUUUGUCUAGAUAAGUGUAUUCGAGAUCACUUCCAUUUGCCAUACAGAUGGCAAAUACUUAAUGGGACCCAGUGGAAAGAUCUGAAGGAUAUGGAGAAAAUUGAACAGGCCUACUGUGACCCCGUUAUUGACAGGUAUAGAUACAUUAAUAAUGCGUUCUAGUUUGGCUCUGAAUUUUAGUGAUACAGGUCUUUUUGCUGUUUGUUUAUAUUUUCUUUAGUAAUCAACUCUGCUGGUGGAUUACUACUUGAAUGUUUUAUUUUGCCUUUUUAAUGGCUUAACUGCUUUUGUAGUGCACAGAGCCUUGAUUUAAGCUGGUGGGGAAACAUUUGAAAUCGGCUUAGGCUUCAUGUGGGGAAAAGAACCAAAAUGCAGUGUGUGUGUGUGUUUGGGCUCUUUUAAAGGCAUAUUUGUGCAGUCUUAGAUGUCAUCUUAGAUUCAUGGAAGUUUCCCCCCCUCCCCCCAUUUUGAGGUUGAAAGGGAGGGUUCUAGGUCUCAAGAUGGCAGAAUGGGACUUGCAGUUGCGGCAUCUGCAUGCUUUUUUAAGACUUGGGAUAUGAUCUGACUUUAACCGUGAAUAAUAUCCCAUUGAAAGUGAGGGCAGAUCCACACAGUACAUUUAAAACACGUUCAACACACAUCUGAAGCACAUGCCUUCCCCCGAAGAAUCCUAAUAACUGUAUAUUCAUCUGCACAGAGCUACAAGUCCCAGCACCCUUAACAAAUUACCGUUCCCAGGAUUUUCACGGCAACAUCAUUACAGAACUUCAUGGAGCUAGUCAAAAUUGACUAGUCACUAUUGUUAGGAAGAAAGCUAGUCUGGGGAGGGGAAAAAAAGCAAGAGUGCUGCAGUAGUAGCCAACUGGGGCAGUGCAUCUGUGAAAAACAAUCUAAGCUUCAGGGAGUUUUGGGGAGAAGCACACCAGCCUCCUGGAAACUUCAUCAUGAAAAAGGGAGAAUUUGUAGCACAGCGCCACUGCUUUAAAUGCUUUUAACAAUGGAAUUACUCUUGGUUAAGGGUGGAAUAAAAAAAAAAAUCAUGCUGGCUUGUAGAAAGUAGCAGAUCUCGACAUUAUUAGUAGUAAAGAAUAUUUAGUUCUUUGUAAAUCUUUCAAGUGCACUCUAAACCCCCGCUCAAAACCCAAUUGUGCACAGAAUUGUCUACAACAGCGCUGCAGACAUCGUUUUCUCCAGUAUGACUUGUGGCACUGCCAAAAUUAGACGGCUCUCCACUGCAUCUUCUGUGACCAUGGCGCCUCACUAUAUUCUCACAACUGAUUGGAUCUGGUAUUGGAAGGAUGAGUAUGGGGUGUGGAAUGAAUAUGGAAAGGAAGUAAGUAACAUGGGAUCAUGCUGCGCUGAAGCAAGUCAUAUUGUGGUGACUCUUUUUGAGCAUUGUAAACUGGUGCAGAUAGACGAGCUUGAAAUCUAGUUGGCAUCCCUCUCUCAGCAAUUGUCUUGCUUCACAACCUGCUGGAACAUUUUUCUGCGUAGUCUUCCUUGAAGUAGAUCAGAACUCUGUUUAAGACCACACCUGUGGGUCAGAUUUAUUUAUUUGGAACAUUUCUGCCCAGUCCUUCAGUAUUGCUGUUCCCAAAACAAAAUAGGAAGCAUUUUAAAAACAAAGUGCAACAACAAAAAAAGCAAGAAUGGUACUAAACAAAAAUAACCAAGAGCCUUCUUGCUGGUGUUGCCACUGUUACAGAAGGUUUUCCCCAAGGAGGCUCACCUGGUUCUGCCUUUGCUGUCUUUUUGGUGCUAAUUGAAGAUCCUUUUAGUUUCUUGGGCUUUUAAAUAACAACUGACUGUGGAGUUUGUGCCUUUUGACUACCUGAUUUUGCCGAACUUUGAAAAUCUAUUCCACUUAAUGGAGAAACACUGUCUUGCUUUCUAGUCAUUCCUUGCCUCUCUAAUGUUCUGAGCAAUUGUUGCAAAUCCAUCCCAUGCAUGCUUGCUUAUAAAGGGCGAAUAUUUUUUUGUACAGUCCAGUAUAUCUCACGCUGUAGACCCCUGUAGAUUGUAAGGUUUCCUCAAAGAAAGUUCUUGGCUAUCUAUUUUUAAAAAGGGAUGUGAUUUCUUCUCUGCUGCUAGGAUGUUGAUCACUCUGCCGCCACAGUGUCCUGCUUUGACUUGGAAAAAGCCUAUCAGUCUGAAGCGUCUCCAACACUCACGUUUUCAGCUGGAAAACACAAAUACGAGCUUGAUUUCAAAGGUAGGUCUCAUUGAAUCAACUGAGGUGUUCUUAAAUACAAUCUGCUGGAACAGGGGAAAGGAACACUUUGUGGGCCAGAUUUGGCUCGGCAUGGGUGCCAGUUUUGCCCACCUGUGAGGCGUUUUCAAAGUAAAGGAAGGAUUGAACUCUGAUUAAUAAGAAGACACACAGAGGCUUGAACCAGCAAGACUCUGGGAAAGGUGGGUAUAAUAGUCUCUGUCCACGCCCAGGUCGUUUUAUUCACAAAAGAACUUUUUACAGAGUGUUCGUAAGAACCAAUCAGAUUUCUUCUGAGCAUUUCAACAAACCCCACAUGGGGACAAAGUUAAAGUACCAAAACUAAUUAAGCACACAUACUUUUGGGGUAAACAAAAGAGAACUACAAAGGAUUGCAUUUGGCAACCCUGGAGGUGAUAAACAAGCAAUAUACAUGAUAAGAAGGAUGGCCAGGAAGACAGCGAUCAUUAUCACCUUCAGGUGAGAUUUGUUUCCUGGCCCUAAGAUUAACAUAUCAGAAAAGCUACAUCAAAGAAACUUGCCCACUAUCUUUAUGGCCCAGGACGCCUGCCUGGCGAAGCAUACGUGACUUGUCAAGAAAGAGAAAUGGGCAGUAGAGAAAAUGGCCAGAGAUGCACAGGGUUGUGGGAUUUGAUCAGAAAUUAUUGUCAAUGAAUUAAACCCAGUCAACACAAUGCAUUCAUCGUGGACACAAUGGCUUGAUGCAUAUUUUAUAAUUCCUCAUAGUAAUCCCGCCUGAGCCCACACUCUGGAUAUUUGCACUCCUACACACCUGUCAAAUGUGAUGUCAGGUGUGCAGUAGGUAGAGACACAGCUGGAUCCACGUCAUGCAUCGUAUCCAUGCAGAUGUCUAGUUCUUUGGAAGGCUUUGAAGUGCAUUCCAAACCCUUUCUUUAAACCCUGAUUUCGACAGAAUUCUCUUCCCUGCUGCUGGGGGAAGCUCUACCCAUGAAGAAAACCGGCUUGAAAUCACCACCCAUUAGUUGAUAGGUGUUGACUUCCAAGUCUGCUGAUCAGCCCUGCACAGGGCUCUUUGCAAGUCCCAAAUCCCAUGAAACAUUGCAUGAUGUCAUUGUGACAUCAGGUGAUUGACAGGUGUGUGACCUCUUGUCAUUUGGCCCAUGGGAGUUAGGGGAGAUAAGGAUUCGAUCAGGCCCACUGGUUCAAUCAGGUUUUCCACCCCUGCACCAGAAGUCCACAUGGUGCUGCUGUAUACUGAGCUAGACCAUUGAUCCCUCUAGCCUGGUAAUGUAUACUUAAAAAGCUCUCCAUAACAGAGGUCCUUCCUAGCCAUGCUAUCUAGUACCUUUUUUUUUACUGUAGCUGCUGGAACCUUCUGCAUGCAAAGCACAUGCUCUACCAUUGAACUAAGGUCACACAAUGGCCACAUUCAGAUGAACAUAUUUCUGCCUAGUAAGCCAAGGUAUGAAUGAAUGAGCCUUGUGUCUCUGCAUGCAGCCCUUUACUUAGGUGAGCAAACAAAAUCAGGUGGACUUCUUCCAAGCCAUGGCUUGAUAUCCUUUCUUGUUCUGAAAUUGGUAACCAUCGUUUCCUGGUUUGGACUAUAGUCAGUUGUUCCUUGGUUCAUUUCAAAGAGAGAGGAGAAGGGGCUGCAUGCAUAGCCAGAAGAGUAAUUCAUAUUUUGUUAAGCCAAGAUAGAAUAAUCCCUCCUGUUGAGCAGAGGGUUUUUUGUUGUGUUUAUGAGACGGCAGUGGUCUUUUCUAGGUGCUUAGAUGGCUUCUGUGAUACAGGUAUAGAAUGGACCUUGCAUGGAGAUCUACCUUAUAAAUCAGGAGUAGAGCAUCACCUUCAGAAGCCAAAUAGGCCUUCUUUCCAUUUUGCCCCAUAUUAAUUGGUUUCACCUCUGCUUCAUCAGCCAGAGAUGAAGUUUCCUGCAGAUUAUAUUCUAAAAGAUUUUGAAGGAAGGAAUGUUCUUUAGAGGUUUUCUGGCUCUUCUCGGUUUUAAGUUAUAAAUCGGAACCAGUGGUAUUCAGAUCUCUUUUAAGAGGGGGUAUAAAUGACUUUGGCAGCAGAAUAUGUUUUCAAAUGGAAUAAAUGUUAUUCUCUAUGUAAGCACUGUUAAAUAUUUCUGUGGCUUCCCCCUCCUCCCCAGCCAUGAAACAGAAAAACCUGCGUUACCUGACAGAACGAAGUGUUCGAAGACGACCGAAGUUUGUGUCUGUAAAGGAAGUAGAGAAGAAGAAGAAAAGGUUGGUGACCAAAGUCUGUACUGUACAGUGGUGCCCCGCAAGACGAAUGCCUCGCAAGACGGAAAACUCGCUAGACGAAAGAGUUUUCCGUUUUGGAGGUGCUUCGCAAAACGAAGCUCCUAUGGGCUUGCUUCGCAAGACGAAAAUGUCUUGCGAGUUCCUGCGGUUUUUUCCCCCUUCCCCCCCCUUUUUCUAAGCCGCUAAGCCGCUUAUCUGCUUAUCCGAUAAGAUGAUAAGCCGCUAAAAGCCGCUAAUCCGCUAAUCCGUCAAUGGGCUUGCUUCGCAAGAUGAAAAAACCGCUAGACGAAGAGACUCACAGAAUGGAUUCUUUUCGUCUUGUGAGGCACCACUGUAUAGAGAUUAUGCACUACAAAGGACAUCAGUGAGGAUUUCAGGAAAGAAGGAAGCAUUUAAUGCUUGCUGUCUGCCUUUCCCAUUGUCUCCACAACCUGUAAUAACACUGUGGGUGUUCCAGAGUUUUGAAUUCAACAAUAGAGAACAAAGUGCACUGGGACAGAACCUUUGAAUUAAAGGAAAUCCUAAAACACCUAAAGAGCGUUUUGCAAUAGUUGAGGGGACCAGCCAAUUUCAGUGUUUUGUCUUCUAGGUUUGUUUUUUCCUGUUGUGAACCUUUAUUUUAAGUGAGAGGUCUGCAACUGGAGGCCCCUGGGGGAGAGCCUGUCCUCUAAAGUGAGCCAGUGUCGUGUCGGGCUAGGAUCUGCGAGACCAGGGUUCAAAUCCCUACACAGCAACGAUGCUCACUGAGUGACCUUGGGCCCGUCACUCACUCUCAGCCUACCCUAAUUCACAGGGUUGCUGUGAGCGUAAAAUGGGGAGGAGGGGAACUCUGUAAGCUACAUUGAGCUCCUUUGAGGAAAGGCGGAAUAUAAACAUAAAUAAAGGAUUCUGGAAGGAAAAGAGGUGUGGAGAACUUUGGAUCCACGGCAGGAAUGUGUGUUUAGGGCUGGCCCAGCUCUCAUCACUUGCUUUUCAAACCGACUUCCUAGGAAACUUGAGUUGCUGAUCAGGGUUUUAACCUCCUGUUUAGUACUGUAGACGGAGAGGUUAUGAUUCUGGCACGGGUGUUUUGCUGAACAGGAGCUUUAAUUCCUCCUUAAUUUAAUUGGUGUCUUUACGCUUUAUUUUAAGACGAUAUUCAAAACUUGAAUGUGUUCAUUUUGCCACAUAUUCAGCAGGUGUAUGUUCCCCCGGCAGCUUAAUAUUAUAUGUAAGCAUUAAUGCUUAAUUGCUUGAUCUCUUCCCAUUGCAAAGUGGGGCCAAGCAGUCGACAGGAGACAAUGCGCACAUUCCAGCUCACUGGGACCAGUCAGCCUUGCCAGAACUUGGAUAUAAGGUAGGGUACUCUGAAGUGUGUGGGGUCAGGCUGUCCCUGUAAUGCCUCAAUACCCAAUAUGACAUCUUCCCUACUGACAUUGUGUGCAGGCACUGUACAAGAUGAUGAUUAGCUUCUGCCAAAGGGAAAGGGCAGCUUUAGCACUCUCCUUGGCAGAUUCUACGCUCCAGAACUAUUCGCUUUUACUCACAUCUUUUCAGAUUAGUUUAGUCUGAUUAUUGCAGAACCAUAAUUUGUGUUUUGGCAAGGUGAUAGGAUGAGAGAUGUGCAUUAUUAUCUAUUUCCCUCCUUCGUAGCUUUCCUUUCCAUCCCUCAUGGCUUCCAUAAAGUGAUAUCUAACCUAUCUAAUAAAAUGCAAGAACAAAACCAGUAAAAUGGAACAUUGGGGAGCAAUGUUAGCAGUUAUUUACCCCUUCAAAGAAUAUAAAUGUUUUGCUAGUCUCCCAAAAGUCAGGAGAAAGACGAGAUGCAUUAGCCAAAUGGUUUGUGGAGAUGCAAGGGGUGUGUGAGGAUACUGCAUUAAAUACUGUCUUUGAAGGGCUCCCUGACUUGAUAAGGGUUCCCUGACUUCUCCCAUUCAGGAAGCCACUGCACCAAAGAAUUAGGGUGAGUGUAGAUGAGAACUCUGUGCCUUGUCAUUCAGAAAGGUAGCUAAAAGCCUACUGUGCAAUAGCAGGGUUUAUAUCUGUGUUCCAUAUCUAGUAACAUCCUGUUGCUGAACAACUGUGUUUACAAGGAGCACAUCUCUCAAGCCUGAUACCUUCUAUACUCCUGAACCAACAGAUGAAGAUUAAAGAAUAUCAAAAUAGGUCAUAUUUUAAGAACGUUUCAGCAUCAGUAUUCUUAUACUUUUCCCCAGAGAUGAGGAUGAUCCAAGAUAUUGUCCUUUAAGUGUCUGGUCAAAAACCUAUCUCUCCUUCUCCCCCUGCCAUCAAUAUUGAGGGGCCCCGCACCUCUGGCCUGCUACUCCAAAUCUUCUUUAUGCACAUUUGGAAUUACCUUUGUUGCAUGGGAUACUCUUGCUGCCGUUUCCAUGAAGCAUCUUUGUACCUUUUGCCUUGUAGCUGAUCACCCUUCUCCCAUCUUCCAAGGAGCACAGAAAUGUCCAGGUUAAUUUUCAGCGCACGAUGCCAAAUGCAUUGAUUAUGAGCGUCAAAAGAAUCCAGAAUUUGGCUCUGUGGGAAGUAUAUCGGUGGUAAGUGCAAAUUCAUUGCUCUGGUGUUACGUAACUGGGUUUCUCUUUACUUUUCCAAAGCCCAGAUUUACUUCUGCGUAGCAGAGGUCCGAAAACAUUCCUGAGUGCUGGAUUGAAGUCCUGUUGUGUUCCUCAGUGUUUAAAUACUCAGGCAGUGUUCAUAGAAUCAGAGAACUGUGGAGUUGGAAGGGACCACGAGGGCCACCUAGUCCAACCUCCUGCAAUGCAGGGAUAUUUUGGUGUUUGGGCCAAGUAAGAAGGUAAUAGGACAGCCAUACCUAAAUUUAUUGCAAGCGUCUUAAGCUUGGGGUGGGACGCGGGUGGCGCUGUGGGUUAAACCACAGAGCCUAGGACUUGCCAAUCAGAAGGUCGGCGGUUCGAAUCCCCACAACGGGGUGAGCUCCCGUUUCUCAGUCCCUGCUCCUGCCAACCUAGCAGUUCGAAAGCACAUCAAAGUGCAAGUAGAUAAAUAGGUACCACUCCAGCGGGAAGGUAAACGGCGUUUCCGUGCGCUGCUCUGGUUCACCAGAAGUGGCUUAGUCAUGCUGGCCACAUGACCCAGAAGCUGUACGCCGGCUUCCUUGGCCAAUAAAGCGAGAUGAGCACCGCAACCCCAGAGUCGGUCACAACUGGACUUAAUGGUCAGGGGUCCCUUUACCUUUAAGCUUCGGAUAGAUCCAGGACCAUGGUGUUGAGGAGGGCAGGGAUGGGGGCAGUUCCAAGUCUUUUUCCUUGCCGUUUCCCCAUCUAGCCUCCUUCCUUUUUGUUUCCCCCUUGGGGAAAACAUACACAUAUCCAACCAGCCCCCUCGGAGGUCUCUGAGAUACUUCAGGUGUGCAAGUAUCCAGGUGGUCGAUUUUGCACAGAACUUCCCAUCAGAAGCUUUGAACUAGGCCAUGGUACUUUUUGGAAGUUGGGAGGCUUUUUCGCCACCACGGUACAAGGUUUGUGCCUGUGCUUUUGCUCCACAAAGACCCUGACUUGUUUGUGUGUAGAUUUCAGUUCUGUUUCUUUUGCUGUAUUUGAAACAGGAAGCAAAACUGAAAGCAGUAAAUUAUGUUUCUGUUUCUUUUCCUCAGAGUUUUGUCUUGUUUGCUCUGUAUACGAAACCAGUUUUGGUAAUCUGCUCCAAGUGACUGCUUCUCAGUUUUGGAACUGGGUUCACAUUGUUAGAGGAAUAUAUAUGUGCCUCUCAUAAGUGGCCACCAUGUUUUCUACAUAUGCUGAUUGGCGACAUCUAUAAUGCUAUCUGGCGCCAUGUCAGAAUACAGGAGAGUUGCUCUCUUGAUUAUUUCUUAAUCCAAGCACAUCCCUUUAGACUUGAGGUGGAAGAAGGUGAUCUUAAGAUACUCGAAAACAACUUCUGACAGGCACCAUGCAUGCAUUUAGUUAUUGGAUCUGAGCUCAAAACACUGUUGAAUUGUGUAAAAUCACAUUAGUGUGGCUGGGUUGGGCAGUUGGAAGGGAACAGGCAGCCUUAUACAAAGCUCCUGUAUUAGUUAUGAAUGUUUAGCCUCUUUCACCAAAACACCUGAUGAUGAUUUAAGAAAUGUGUGAUUUACUUGCUUAUUUACAGUGCAGUCCCAACCAUCCAUACUCAGAAGUAAGUCCUAUUGAAUUCAGUGGGGCUUAUUCCUGUUGAAUGAAGUUAGUGGUACCAGGGUUGCAGCCUUACUGUAUGUAUAGACUGCUUGGAUCUACAAAGGCUUCCAUAGUGGUUUGCAAUAAAUAAUCAUAAUCAUAAUAAUAAAUAAUGUGUAAAAUCUAAGGGCCAGUAGGCAAAAAAGCAAGACAGAGCAAAACAUCAGAACAAAAUACCUUUCUUAAUCUUAACUGCUGAAGACACAAAGUAGAAAAUACAAGUUUUCAUUCACUGAGAAGAUGGAAUUCUGAACAGAUGGGGGCACUACAGAAAAGAUGCAUCAUUGGUGCUAUCUGAAGCAGGGCUGCAUUGGCAAAUCUUGAGCCCUGGGUGGAUGAAGCUUAUGCUAAAGCAGUGCUCUCUCUUGUCAGAUCCUGGGUGUUUCUGCAUUAGGGAACUUUGAGAUAUUUGCUUCUUUGUAGGCAGAAAGAACAAAUGAAGAAGGCAAAUGGGGGAAAGGAUGUGGAUGAAAGACAGUUAUUUCACGGGACCAAAAAAGACCACAUUGAUGCUAUCUGCCAGCAGAACUUUGACUGGAGGAUCUGCGGCGUCCACGGCACAGCCUAUGGCAAAGGUAACUUCAUUCCGUUAAAACUAUUGUGCAGAAGGAAAAGUGUUAUCUGCAUAAACCAUGGCCUGAAGUUGCCAUGCUUCCUCUGUUUCUGAAGGCAUUUGUUUUGUCCAGAUGUUAUCUUGGAAAUCCAAAUGGAUUGUUUAUAAUUUAAGGGUGGGAAAGGGUGGUUUGCAAAGAACGGUGAGACUUCUAAGGAAGCAUGUUUUAGAUUGCAGCCUUAGAGGCAGGACAGUGAGCAGCCUAGAUGGGCAGCUGAUGGAAGAACAUUCUACUUUCUGGCCUUACAGUAAAGCUUCUAUUGGAUUUGCUAAUGUUACAUCUGCUGUACCACCUUGAACUAAUAGUCAGUAGCCUUACUCUGCGCUGCUUCUUUUUUGUCUCUUUCCACUCCCUCUCCCCUUUACAGGAAGUUACUUUGCAAGAGAUGCUUCAUAUUCUGAUAACUACACCAAAAGCAAUUCUUCUGUCAAGACCAUGUUUCUGGCCAGAGUGUUGGUUGGGGAGUUUACAAAUGGCGUGUAUUCCUACCUCCGCCCUCCUGCCAAAGACAGCCAGAACUCAGUCUUCUAUGACAGUUGUGUGAAUAGCACCCAGAAUCCAUCCAUCUUUGUCAUUUUUGAGAAGCACCAGAUCUAUCCCGAAUACCUCAUAGAAUACAGAAAUUAGUAGGAGCUUUACUUUGGAGCGUAUAACAUCUGUCUUGCGGGCUGCUUUCAGCAGACAUUUUAUAUUGGGAAUGUGGUGUUUUACUUAUUGAGAUACAGAUAUUUUAAAAAGUGUGCCUGGUUAAUUUGGGCAGCCUUUUUUUAAAAAAAAACAAACAAACACCAAACCAUAAUUGUUUUAAUGUAAGUUCCUGACACAUCUGUGGGUGGUAAGCACCUCGUUAGAAAAGACCUACUUUCUCUUUCACAGGAGGGAAUGACUUCUUUGAGAUGGUCUCAAAGCAAUUCUUCCUUCACCACGGCUAUUAUUUUAUUUGUGAGCAUAAGAUUUGAUUGAUUAAUCAUACAAGCUUUAAUUGACUAAGACUAUGUUAGUGAGAGGGAGGGGGUGGCGCUGUGGGUUAAACCACUGAGCCUCUUGAGCUUGCCGAUCAGAAGGUCGGUGGUUCAAAUCCCCGCGACGGGGUGAGCUCCCGUUGCUCGGUCCCAGCUCCUGCCAACCUAGCAGUUCAAAAGCACGCCAGUGCAAGUAGAUAAAUAGGUACCACUCCAGCGGGAAGGUAAACGCCAUUUCCGUGCGCUGCUCUGGUUCGCCAGAAGCGGCUUAGUCAUGCUGGCCACAUGACCCGGAAGCUGUACGCCGGCUCCCUCGGCCAUUAAAGCGAGAUGAGCGCCGCAACCCCAGAGUCACCCGCGACUUGAUCUAACGACCAGGGGUCCCUUUACCUAUGUUAGUGAAGUGCAACAGGUCUUAUGUGAAACCUCUUGAAAUGGUUGUGUAAUGACUUGCUACGCAGUCCAGAGACCACUGCCUCCAUUUCUACCUGCCCGCCCCCUGCAGGAUGCACCUUGAAGCUUGAUAUCAUUAGUGCAGCUUGUGAGUGUCAUUUAUUUUCAUUCCCAACAGUGGAAUAUUUUGUGUGGCUUGGGUCAGUAAUACUUUAUGACUCUAGGCAACGACUGCUGUUUACCAUCAGCAAGCCAAAUGCCGCAGCUUACUCUCCUGUGACUUUUCUGCCCUUUUAUUUUAGCAGUGUUGAUUCCAGUUCUCCCUUGGGACAUUGUAGUUUCUCCUUCCUUGGAGGCUUUUAAGCAGAGAUUGGAUGGCCAUCUGUCAUGGGUACUUUAACUGAGAUUCCUGCAUUGCAGGGGGUUGGACUAGAUGACCCUUCCAACUCCAUGCUAUAACAAAAUGGGCUCACUAGGAUUUCCCUUUCCUGAAACAGUGCCCCCUUAGUUUAUCUGCAUGACAGCCUUCAUCAUAAGCAACCUGGGGAAAUCAGUAUUGGAAAAGUUUUGGAAACUCGCCAUUGCAUAUAUACAUGUGCUAUAUCAACAAAGGUGGCUUUAAUCUGGCUGCAAUAGUUUGGGCAUGCGGAAGCUAAGGAACAAUCGGGAGAUCACUACAAACUCCUGGCUGUUCCUCUGAAAUCCUGCCCUUUCCCAACCCACUCCUGAAGUUUAGCUGGUAUAGCUUGGUGGAUAGAGUUGGCUGGAUGCAUCAUUUAACUUAAGCCCAUUGAGGGGCUUAACUGGUUGAAUAACUGAUUAAUACUGGGAUUGGUUUUUUAAACGGCUCAGUUUUUAAGCAGUGAAUGUGUUUUGCUGGUCUUGCGUUGAGUUCCUCAAGACACUGUUGAAACUCUAGUUGAAAGCAUUUCAAUAUUGUGAGAUUCGAGUGGAUACUGUCUGGUAUCAUUUGCAUCGAUCCUUUUCUCUCAAUGCAUCUGUCUUUUAAGUGAAUUAAAACGACUGGAGUUAGAAAGGCUCCUGAGUCUGUGGUGCUGUUUUUGCUUUUUAAGAUCUCUGUUUCUGUGUUCCGUAAGUUGCCCAACAGCAGGACAACACCACUUAAUGUUCAUUUGGCAUCAAUAGAUAUGCUGCAUACAGGAUGUGAAUUACAUUGUUGCAACUAGGGCUGUAGAGAGAAAAUAAUAUUUGAAGAAAGAGGAGUAGCAAAGAGAGGUGGUUGGUUGGCAUUAACCAGGAUAAAGUAUGGAAGCCAUUAGUUUAUGGGCAAUCCAGUAAAUAACUUUUCUUGAAAAGAUGUUAUUUUGGGGGACUAGAGAAACUAGGGGCUUGCCUAGAAACUAGGGGCUUGCCUAGAAAGGGAGAAUGAUAUACAUGCUCCUAGAGAGCCGUAUACAGAAGCUGCUUUUGGCAUGUUGAUAUCUCUGGAUUAGUGGGUGUUGGGAGUACAGUAGAUGGACAUCCUAAUGUAAAGGUGACCCAUUCAUACUUAAUUGUUUUCACUUGGAUGUUCAUUCUGGUGCAACUAAUUACAUAUAACUUUAUGCUGCUAGAGUUGGAUUGGGACCACGGAAGAUGUUUCCAGUAGGAGAAAGUACUGCCAUCGGUCAGAGGUGCUCUGUAGGGCUACAAUAAAAAGAUAUCCAUGCGAGUUUGGGGAGAGUUGUGAUGAAGAUGGGCUACCUCUGUCAUAGGAUAAAAUAGCACCACAAAGAAACACAGGGAAAACGAUAAGUAUAUACGAACUCUUUCAAAAUACCUUUAUUUUGUAAAUGUAAAAAAUUGUCAAUUAGACGGUAAAAGCAAAUAUACAAAUGCUUCACAUUUAGUAAUCAAUAAUAGCAGUUUAAAUGCUUGUUUACUCAGAAAAGUAUUGUUAUAGUCAUCUAUGAAGAAAGAAGCACAGUUCCUUUCCCCGAUUAUUUUUAAAUGUGCAGUUUAAAGCAGAGACAAAAGAAUUCCUUGAAGGUGCUUCAUUGUAAUAAUCAUAGCAACUAAAAUAAUCACUCUGUCACAGC